AGAUGCACAUCACAUUCUUUUAAACGCAAUCUGGUAACUUCUCAGCUGCUGCAAGAAGGAAAAGAUGGCAACACAAGAAGUGAAGAAGCCAAAAUCUCUGGACGAAAUUAUCAAAAUAAUCUAUAAAAAAACCACAUCUGAUGAAACCAUCAUCAAGGAUGAGCUGCAGAACAUCUUGGAGGCUUACGAAAGCAACCCUGACGAGUGGAAGAGAUAUGUGUAUUUUGACAAAAACAGGUACACAAGGAACUUGGUUGAUGACGGCAAAGGAAAGUUCACUGUGAUGAUCAUCUGUUGGGGAGAAGGAAUCGCCAGUGACAUCCACGACCACCCCAAGUCCGACUGCUUCAUGAAGAUCCUGCAGGGUGACGUCAAGGAGGCACUCUUCGACUGGCCCAAAGGGGAGGGAUGCAAGAUGACUGAGAGGUUUCACACAACCCUGAAGGAAAACCAGGUGUCCUUCAUGGACGACUCCAUUGGCUUGCACCGUGUGGGAAAUGUCAGCGACACCAAGUGCGCAGUCAGUUUGCACGUUUACAUCCCCCCAAUUGAUCGCUGUGACAUCUUUGACGAGCUCACCGGCCACAUGACAACAAUCAAAUUGGAUUACGAUAGCAGAUAUGGAGUGAGGACUUAAUCUCACAACAGCAGCAAAGGAGAACAACUUGUUAUGAUCCGCUGCCCGGAUCAUAUUUCUGUUUGGGUUUUCGGGUCACGUGUGUUUUCUGUUAGUCUUGGACUCAUUUUGUUCCUGUCUGUGCACCUUUGAGUUGGUUACCAUAGUUACAUAUUAAUUCCACCUGCCGCUUGUGUUUCUAAUGCGCACCUGUUGUAAUCACUGACAUUAUUUAAGCCUGCCUUUUCCAGUCAGUCAGCCUGGCUUCUUUAUUUCAAUCAAUCAAUCAAUGGUUAUUUAUAUAGCCCUAAAUCACAAGUGUCUCAAAGGGCUGCACAAGCCACAACGACAUCCUCGGUACAGAGCCCACAUAAGGGCAAGGAAAAACUCACCCCAGUGGGACAGCCUUAGCUUCCGGUGCGCUCGGCACCUUUUCGAGUCGGUUUGUUUUCUGUUUUGUACCUGUUUUGUGUUGUUUUAUUAUUAAAUCAAGUUGUUACCUGCAA
This is a messenger RNA of Nerophis lumbriciformis (worm pipefish), 1122 nucleotides long. Its product is annotated as cysteine dioxygenase type 1-like. Lineage: Eukaryota; Metazoa; Chordata; Actinopteri; Syngnathiformes; Syngnathidae. The record is from RefSeq and is a predicted model, not a curated record. Gene Ontology annotation, molecular function: cysteine dioxygenase activity; ferrous iron binding. Gene Ontology annotation, biological process: L-cysteine catabolic process.